UCACCGCGCGAGUACAUGUGGCCGACGGAACAUAUGGCAGAAGCAGACGCCCGGCCGGUUUCAUCCUUCUCCGCGGAAAACGACGAGCACGACGCAGAAAGGCGCCCUUAUCAUCACUCCCUGCGUUUCUGCCGCUGCGCACAUUGCCUGUUCAGCCCGACCGGCGAACCGGCCAUGGCCGGCGCGGCGCCCCACGUCAUGGUGCUGCCGUUCCCGGCGCAGGGCCACGUCACCCCGCUCAUGGAGCUCUCGCACCGCCUCGUCGACCACGGCCUCCAGGUCACCUUCGUCUGCACCGAGCCCAUCCACAAGCUCCUUCUCGACGCCCUGCCGCGGAACGGCGGCGGCGAGGCGCUGGACGGGAUCCGCCUGGUCUCCGUACCGGACGGCCUGGCCGACGGCGACAGCCGCAGGGACCUAGGCAAGGUCCUGGCCGGGGUCUUGGGGCGCGUGCCGGGCCACGUGGCGGAGCUCAUCAGGGAGACGGAGGCGUCCGGGGAGAGGAAGGUGCGGUGGCUCGUCGCCGACUCCACCAUGGCGUGCUGCUUCCAGGCCGCGAGGAAUCUCGGCGUCCGGGUCGCCUCCGUCUGCCCGGCGUCCGCGGCGUGCCUUGCCACGUCGCUCAGGAUUCCCCAGCUCGUACAGGAUGGCAUCUUCGACCACAAUGGCUUACCGAAGAGACACGGGAAGAUCGAGAUCGCCCCCGGCAUGCCGCCACUCUGCCCGACGCAAAUGGCAUGGAACAUCGACGGCGCGCCCGAAGGACGGCAGGCGGCUUUCGAGCUGGUGGUCGGGAUGGCUCAGGUGACCGGCCUCGCCGAGAUUGUCAUGUGCAACUCGUUCCACGAGGCCGAGACCGGGGCGUUCGAGCUGUGCCCGGACAUAGUGCCCAUCGGCCCGCUGUUCGCCGACCAGGAGCUCCGGAAGCCCGUCGGGCAGUUCUGGCCGGAGGACGCCAGCUGCUUGGGAUGGCUGGACGCGCAGCCCGAAGGCUCCGUCGUGUACGUGGCGUUCGGCAGCUUCACCAUCUUCGACCCGCGGCAGUUCCGGGAGCUCGCCGAGGGGCUGGAGCUCACCGGCCGUCCGUUCCUGUGGGUCGUGCGCCCGGACUUCACGUCCGACGGCGUCAGCAAGGCGUGGUUCGACGAGUUCCAGACGCGCGUCGCCGGCAAUGGCAUGAUCGUCAGCUGGUGCCCCCAGCAGCAGGUUCUCGCGCAUCCGGCGGUGGCAUGCUUCGUGUCGCACUGCGGGUGGAACUCGACGAUGGAGGGGGCGAGGAACGGCGUGCCCAUCCUGUGCUGGCCCUACUUCUCCGACCAGUUCGCGAACCGGAGCUACAUCUGCGACAUUUGGAGGACUGGUUUGGGCGUGACGCAUGGCGAGGACGGCGUCGUCACCAAGGAAGAGGUGAAGGCGAAACUCGAACAGCUCACCGGCGACAAGGGAAUCGCGGAGAGGGCGCGGAUGCUCAGGGAUGCAGCUCGCAAGAGCGUCAGCGAGGGAGGCUCCUCGUACGAGAAUUUCAAGAGAUUUGUCGAUCUCCUGAUGGAGUGAGCUGCACCAUUUCGCUCUUCCUAGAGUUCUACUAGUAUCUUUAUCGUGGCAUCCUGAGAUAGGCCAAGGAGAAUAUAUUAUAUUGGACUUUAGGGGAUCGUGAACAAAUAUUGUCCCGGCUUAUUGCAUCUCCAACAAAUCCGCUUCCCUAA
Messenger RNA from Triticum urartu, 1706 nucleotides. Its product is annotated as UDP-glycosyltransferase 83A1. Lineage: Eukaryota; Viridiplantae; Streptophyta; Magnoliopsida; Poales; Poaceae. The record is from RefSeq and is a predicted model, not a curated record. Gene Ontology annotation, molecular function: quercetin 7-O-glucosyltransferase activity; quercetin 3-O-glucosyltransferase activity.